CGAUGAAAAGCGGCGCCGGCGCGAAGAAGGAGAAGCAGGCAGCAGCUGCAACUACUGCCGUUGCACCUCCACCAGCAGCUCCAAAGAAAACCUCUGGUCUGCGGGAAAAGCGGCUGAAGGUCGAAAAGUCGUUCUACGUAAUCAACAAUGCGGCAAAUAAAGGAGCGUCGUCGUCGUCGACCAAGGGCAAAAAAACGAGAAUCAAUUCGACCGGAGGUACGGUCGGAGCCGGGUCCUCGUCGAGCAGUAGUUCUGCUGCGGCACCGAAGGAGCCUUUACAUUCGUCCGCGAAGAAGUCGAAAGCAAAGGUCGCACAGGGCAAAGCGGAAGAGUCGAGAAGCAAUGGUAGUUCCUCUUCGUCAUCGUCUUCAUCUGCCGCGCUCGUCAAGAAAAGUAGCAAUGCUGGUGCCGAGCAAAGCUCAGGAACAACCUCGGUCGGAACGCGAAAUAACAAGCUCGCAGGUCGACCAGGCGGCAGUAGUACCAAGAACUUCUCGGCGUCAAAAAAUAAAUCCGCGGCAAAGAUCAACUCGGCGACAAAGAAAUCCGGUGAGAAAAAAAAACACGUGAAGAUAACCUCAAAGGUGGACGCAAAGCCAGCAGUCGCCGCGGAGAAAAUGGUGGCGGGCGAGGCGGCAGAUGAGAAGCGGCAGAACAGUAGGAAAUCGAGUAGUAAAACGAACAAGAGUACAACAUGUACAACAAGCAAAAGCUGCAGGACCGAUACCAAAGACACGAAAAGAAAUGAUACGUUUGAAAAAAAACCUGGAAAAAUGAGCUUUUCGGCUGCGCAGGUGGUCUCUCAUGUUGUUCCAUCGGCGAGCUCUAGUUCUUCUAAGGCGGUGCAGCAGGAACUGCACAAAGGCACCACUGUGCAAGCUGUAGCAGAAGUCGGAGUAGAACAAGAGGACGCUGUUCCAGCGAAGAAGACGAAGCGUGGCCCCGGUCGGCCGCCCGGGGCCAAAACGAUGAAGGCUGUUGCUCAAGCGACGUCUGAUCUCGAUCCACAAGAGGACAACGCGACCGCAAAUGUCUACCCCAGCGAAAAGAAUCCACUCGCGGGAGCGCAGCACCAGGAUAAGGAUAGAGCGAAACAAGGUCGUGUUGAAGGAGCAUCCAGUUCGUCGGCCUGCUCGUCUUCCGGCAUGAAGAACCAAACGACAACUACCCAGAAAGCCCCAACAUCAGGAGGUAUUUGUUGGUUGCUGUAUUCUGAUUUCCAUUUAUUUUCCGACAUGAUGUUGAAGAUGCUGAUGCAUUGACGCUCCUCGGCCCGCCGGAAAAGGGCUCCUUGCUCAAUAAACCCUGUAGAGACAGCACAUUCAAUUUUAAUGCCAAUAGUCAUGUACACCCAUCAUGUUCUCUUCAGGUGCAGCAGAAGCGCCGGCAUUAGCACCAACGAAGGAUGUGGCGACAGACGGCAAGGGAAAUCAAGAGGCGAGUCGUAAAAAUGUGGACCACGCGACGUCCUACGUGAAAGAGAAUCAUCUUCCGAAAGUACCUGUACCAGAGGCUAAACUGCAAUCCCCCUCCCAGGAUGACGAGAAGGAAGUGCAGCAGGCCCUGGACGCGAAGGCGGCAAAAGCAAUGAAAGUCAAGAAAAAGAAAAAGAGUCCGAAGGCCGCUGCAGCCGCUCCCGGACCGGCGCAGCGUGACACGGCUCCGUUCGCGUCUUCGCUUGGGUUGGUCAACGAAAGCGAUUUGAACAAGACCGCGAAGAAUGCAGUAAAACCGCCAGCCGAUGUGAUAAAAAUAGACGCAGCUCCAGAUCUUGCCGUUGCGGCGCCGUCUACCGCACAAAAUGAAAAACCAGCAACGUCAGUUGUGCUCACAGGAUCCAAAGAAGCGGUAAAAACAACAGCCGUGCCGCGCGAGUCCUCGCGCUCCCUCACCGCGUUGAAGGUGACGGGAAAACUUCGGAAGCGGGAGUUUGUUUUGCAGGCGGCCUCUACCACCAACCUGCAUAUUUUUCCCACCGCGCCAACCGCUGCGGAAAGUGCUGCUGCGGCGGCCGCAGAGUUGCGGCGGAGGAAGCUGCGCAAACGGAACAAGCGCAGACGGGAACGGCAGGAGGCGGAAGAGCUCCGUGAGAAGCGACCCAGGAACGACUUCUGCGACGAGAACCUCUCCCAAGCAGACGCGCACACGGAGCGCGACUGGUCCAGCAGCCCCAGCGAGAACGGCGACCACGACGAGGCGGGGCACGAUGAAGACGACCCCCUUCGCGCUGAAGAUGACUCGGAGGACGAGGAGGACGGGAGUAGCAGCGGCAGCAACAAUGGUUUUGGUUCCAGCGGAGACGACGAGGAGGAUUCACAAGACGGGGCCAACGCGAAGCAAUCCCCAGAGCAAAUGUACGGGGAUCUCUUUUCCGACGACGACGGGGGCCUGCUGGAUAAUUCUAACAUGACGCCGCGUAUCAAAUGUAAAAAUGUCUGGGUCUGGAAGAAUGCAAGAUUUGUGAUGCAGGUUUUCCAUGACCCAUGAGGUCUGAAAUGCGAGACCCAGCAUGACAGAUUCUUUGAGGUUUCUAUCACGCCUUUCCUGCAUGAGAAACUCCCUCUCAACUAGGUCAAAAGCGGACAGCUUUUGGCACUCACGCAACACAGAUUUUUGCAUCAUUUAGAUUUGGCAUGACAAGUUGCAUUGUUCCAGACCCAGACAUUUUUACAUUUGAUACCGCGCGGGGUGGGGAACCGCGGCAAAAAGGCCAACCAGAAGGCGGCGAACCUGUUCGAGGAACUGAAUCGUAGUGAACAACUCGAUAAUUCUAUCCUGAGUAAAAACGUACCCACACCAGAGUCAGGAUGAAGAUUUUGCAACACAAACCUAGGAGUUUUGUGAGUCACGCAUGACAAGUUGCGCUAUGCAGUGUAGUGCAGGUUAGCAAGUGCAGCCGCAUCACAGAUUCAUCUGCUCAUCCUGUUCACAGCAUCACAAAUUCCAAAACACGAUUGGAAAUGGCUCUCACGGGGAUGCGCAUUACAAGUCUUCCUGUCUUUGCAAAUCUGCAUUACAACUCUGGUGUGGAUACGUUUUUACUCAGGAUAAAUUCCUCCGGGAAACGCAAACUCAUGUCCAGCACGCACUCGAGCCGGAGCAGCGUUUUCGUCGUUAAGGACCGCGACUCCGCCCGCAGCGUGGUGAAGGUGGUGCGCGAUCAUCCGCAUCUGCCUUCGUUCAAAAUUCUCUCCGACGGCUCCGUGGAGCUGGAACAAACGAUCGCCGGCGGAGAAUCUUCAACAUUUUUAUCCGAGAACCGUAAAGGACCAGCCGGAGUAGAACCAAGUGUAAGCGACGAACGACCAGAAAUUAAUCAGAAUAUGAAAAGCGGUCAGGUAGUACAAGGAUUACACCAGGCGUCCAAGUCGUCUUCCAGCUCCUCUUCCUCCAACUCGGCUUCCGCAACAGCAGCUGCGCCGGAGGGGACAUUUCCAUCUGAGCGACGAGAAAGAACUACACAGCAGGACGCUUCCGGAGCAGGAGCUACUUCCGGAGCUACUACUGCAUUUGCCGCGCCGUUUGCCGCCGGCACAGGAGCACUAGAUCAGCCGAUGAUGUUCACGGUUUCCCUCCAGUACCUGAACACGCACGAUGGCACCGACCACGAAGACUGCCUUGGUGUGUACAGUUCGCGGCAGCAGGCGAACUUCGCCAUGGUGAAAUUUCUGGACAACUGGAGCUUUGAGCCGGAGUUCCAGGAGAAGAGAAAACACAUGCUGAACAACACCUACCCGAUCCGGGGCUUCACCUCAUCUUCUCUUGCAGGUGGCAAGACAAACGGCGCCACGUCAAGUAGUAGUUCUUCCACGUCCACCAAAGGCGGCGAUCAUAACGCGGAACUGUCUGCCGCCUCCGGUACGGCCUGCUACGACCAGGAGGAGGAAGCAAAACCAGCUUCCGAUGAGGAUCAAGACCGGGAACGGGCCGUGUCGGGGUGCUACGAGCUGGUGUUGAACGAACACGGACGAUUAUUCCAUGGCGAGGAAAUUCGGCUAUUUGUCGACAAAUUCGAAGUAAACGCCGACAUCCGGUACUGAGACUGAAUAUGAUGCUGCAGCUUCAGUGGUCCCUGCUGAUGCUCCAGUGCUCAUACCACUUUUGGAUAGAAGACGAGGAGGACGAAACAAUGUUUGUAGUGAUGCAACAAGAAGCAGUUCGUCUUCGUUGUACGCUACAUUUGGUUCUCACAACGAAGUAUUUCUGAUUAUAGGAGGAUGUGAAACUUGUCGCACGUUCUGUGCGCACUUCAUCAUGAUCCUCCUGUUUUUUUUACCAGCGACUUCAAUUAAACUCACAAGGGCAAAUGGCUACAUUCAGCUUAAGCCGCGCCGCAGCACAUCGAGUGCUGUGGAUGAUUGACAUACGUUUAUUCAUUGUCACGAAGAGAUUCAAGUUCAACCAACCGAGGAAGGACUUUUGCUCCUAAAAAGCAUUUUCCUGGGAUUUAGCGACCUGUAUUUUAUCGACACAGAUCUCUUCGCGAACACUCCGUGCUCGUGUCGAUUAUUUUGGGCCUCUAGAAAAAUGAAAAUCAAAAUCUAACUUUCUUCAUGAGACGAGUUUAUCUCCAUGAAUGGCAUAUCUUGCGACAAAUGAAAGCAGAAAAAAGCCAUGAAUAUUUGUGUGGUGCGUCACACAGAGGCGGAUUUCGGGAAU
Messenger RNA from Amoebophrya sp. A120, 4659 nucleotides. Lineage: Eukaryota; Dinophyceae; Syndiniales; Amoebophryaceae. The record is from the annotation of a GenBank genome assembly.